Molecule: messenger RNA, 4681 nt
Organism: Lucilia sericata (common green bottle fly)
Lineage: Eukaryota; Metazoa; Arthropoda; Insecta; Diptera; Calliphoridae
Gene: Smurf
Product: E3 ubiquitin-protein ligase Smurf1
Exons: 8
Coding region: 1037-4570 (1177 amino acids)
Biological process (GO): ubiquitin-dependent protein catabolic process; negative regulation of BMP signaling pathway
Molecular function (GO): protein binding; ubiquitin-protein transferase activity
Source: RefSeq, a predicted model, not a curated record
UUUGUCAAAUAAUUUUUUCCAAUAUGGCGGAAGUUUUGUGGUGUUGAACGCAUUUAACAAGUUAUUUUAACAAAUUAACUUGAACAAAUUAAUUGCAAUUACUUAAAUUAAUAGAUAUACAUAAAGUUAACAAAAGCUUUAAGCUAAAUAACACAAAAUGUAUAAUAUUUUCAAUAUUAUUUAACACAAAAAAAGAAUUUAACGAAAUUAAAAUUUUACGGUUCUGCCGUCAGUGCAAAAGUAGAAUACAAAAAAAAUAUGAAAAAAAUUCAACGCCGUGGUCUAAAAUAACGAGACAGAUAUAAAAAUAAAUGUCUAAAGGGAUAAAAAGAAAUCAUUAAUUAUUAUUAAAGUAAAUAAAUAUAAAUAAAUUAAUUAAUUUUGUGUUUAGUAAAUGUCAAAAGGAAAAAAUUAAGGCGUGAAUUGUUUGCAAAAGAAAAGAAACCAAUAAAAAAAUAUGUUAAAAAGAAUAAAAUAAGUGAGAUAGUGUAUGUCAAAGAGUUUGUGUGUAAAUUAAAAUACAACAACAACGAGAAUUAUAAAAACAAGAAGAAGAAGCAGCAGCAGCAAUAAAAUAACAAAAACAACAAAAAAUGUAGUAAUAAUAACAGUGCAAAAGAGAAGUGAUAAAACGGAUGCAAAACAGCAAAACACAAAUUGUUUUAAGGUUUUAAAUUUGUUUUUUUUAUGAAAAAAAGAUACCACAGCACUGUUAAACAAAAAAAUAAAUAUGCAAAAUUUUCAAUGCAAAUAUGUUGCUGCUGUUAAUGCCUUCCUGCCACCACUCACUUUAAUAUUUAAUUUGAUAUAAAAAAGAAAUUUAUUUCUUGUUUAUAUAGAAAUAUAUUUUAUAAUAAUUUAUAUUAUUGUGUAAUAACAACAACAACAACAAUUCCAACAGCAACACAACAACAACAUCAUCAGCCAGCAGCAAAAAUGUUUUAAACUGCAACUGUUAACCGAAAAAAUUGUCUAUAUUUUUUUAUUUUUUUAAUUUUAUUUUUAUUUUCUUUUGUGUAUAAAUUGUAUUUAAAUUAUGAAUAAGUUGGAAUAUCCUCGACGCAAUGGAGCACACAAAAUUCGUAUAACAAUAUUGUGUGCUAGAAAUUUGGUUCGAAAGGAUUUAUUUCGCCUUCCUGACCCUUUUGCAAAGGUUCAAGUUGAUGGCACCGGUCAGGUUUAUUCAACGGAAAUAAGUAAAUCCACUUUAGAUCCAAAAUGGAAUGCUCAUUACGAUUUAUUUUUGGGACGCAACGAUUCCAUAACGAUAACCGUUUGGAAUCAAAGGAAAAUACACAAGGGCAGUGGUUUUUUGGGCUGUGUUCGUAUACCGCCCGAGACUAUACAACGUUUGAAAGGAGCUGGAUUCCAACGUCUGGAUUUGGGUAAAUUUGCCUCGGAUGAUGAUGAAAUGGUGCGUGGUCAAAUAAUCAUUGCUUUCCUCUCGAAAGAUGGUCCCUGCAGUGGUAAUCCUUUAGCCAUUGUAGGACCAGGCGGCGAUGUUAGAGGUCCUUCUGAAGAUGAUUCCUCAGAGGAUAGUCUGCCCGAGGGUUGGGAAGAAAGACGUACGGGAAAUGGUCGUGUUUACUAUGUAAAUCAUACGACAAAAACCACACAAUGGGAUCGUCCUAGUAAACAUAAUAAUCAACACAGCCAUCAGCAACAGCAUCAACAUCAUCAGCCAACGGCACAACAGCAGCAGCAUCAUCGUUCUGCCCAACAGAAUGGUAGCGCUCAUCAUCCAGCUGGACCCACACGUUCUACUACUUGCACUAAUUUAUUAAACGGUCACAGUAGUAGAAGUGGGAGAGAUAAUGAUGAGAGGAGGCAUUCAACAGAAAUACUAUCGACUCCCAAUAACACUUCGGCAGUAAGUUUGGGCAAGGAAAACUGUAGCCCCUCGAGAGGAGAACAAACGCCCAAGGAAAGCAGCACUAAUACUGCGGCUAUAACACCCAACAGUAGGAAAUCUAAUCGCUCAAAUACAUCGCCCACCAGUGGCACUACAGCCGCUGUGAAUAAUGGUGUAAUAGCUGCCGCGGAAAAUUCGACAGCGACCGGACCUCAAACCCCCCGACAUCAACAUCAAAUCAGUGAUAGUGGACAUGUUAGCAAAACACCUAAACAUGCCUCUACCGCACCAGCUUCCUUGACCAAUGGCCAUCAUAUACAUAAUGAAACAGCAAACGGCACCACCACACAUCAACGUAUACAAACUGCCCAAAAUCUAACAAAUGGUAAUACCAAUACAAACAGCAACAACACUUGUAAUGGUAGUCCACAAUCUGCUCAACCCCAAUCGGCCGGCAACAGUAUAACAUGGAAUGCCAAUGAGGGAGACUCUAGUACACGUCACAGUCCCACUACAAAUGGUAAUAAUGGCUUAGCCAAUAGCUCAGCUAGUACAGCAACAGGAGGGGGAGUAGGAGGAGGUGGUGCUACGGUACAAAGUCCCAAUGCCAACUCUUCAAAUACAACCUCUAACAGCAAUCAACAGGCCACACCUACCAGUUCUAGCAACAAUCAUGGCAGCAGCUCGCAACGGGAAAGAGUUAGCACUGAAUCCUCGAGAGGAGAGUCACGUACACAAACCAACAGUACUCCCACAACGGCAUCCACUUCCUCGGCGGCUGCUGCUGCUGGUUCUCAACGUUCACAGAGACGUUCCUCCAGGUCUGCAGAAGAAUCCGCCAGACGACGAGGUUCUCGUAGUGCCCGGUCUAAUAACAGUAAUGCCCACAGAUAUCCAGGUCCUCCUCCCGGAGGUCCCGUUAAUCAGGCUGCUCGUCCCUUUAUGGAUUUGCCUCCAGGCUAUGAAAUGCGCAUUACCCAACAGGGUCAAGUGUAUUUUUAUCACAUACCCACAGCCAUCUCAACCUGGCAUGAUCCUCGGAUACCCAGAGAUUUUCAUACAGAAAAUUUAACACUAGAUGCUAUAGGACCAUUACCCAGUGGUUGGGAGCAAAGAAAAACCGCCUCGGGUAGAGUGUAUUUUGUAGAUCACAACAACAGGACAACACAAUUUACAGAUCCAAGGCUCAAUGGCAAUAUAUUGCAAUUAAUACGUAGAGGAGUAGUGCCCGCUCCAACAGCUGGCAGUGGUGGCAGCUCCAGCUCAGCUGGAGUCAGUAAUGCUAAUACUUCCUCUAACUCUAGCAGCAAUACGGCAGGCGUUAGUAGUAGUAAUAAUAGUGGCAGUGGGGGAGUGGGUUCUGGUAAUGGCAGUAUUAUACAACAUUUAUCCCCCGCCGCCUCACAUCCUUUAGGAGGUUCGGCUGCUACGCCCAACUCCUUACACACACCACAUCGCUCAACGGCUGGCAAUAAUUCGAUCAUUAUACCCACUGAAGGGCGUGCGGUGCCAGCCGAUCUACCCCAAGGGCUACUAGAGGGAGCCGAUCUAUUACCCAAAUACCGUCGCGACUUAGUAGGCAAACUAAGAGCUUUACGCACCGAACUGCAAGCUCUACAACCACAAUCUGGCCACUGCCGUCUAGAGGUAUCACGUAAUGAAAUCUUCGAGGAGAGUUAUAGACUGAUCAUGAAAAUGCGUCCCAAGGAUAUGCGCAAACGACUGAUGGUUAAAUUCAAGGGCGAGGAAGGUCUCGACUAUGGUGGUGUGGCCCGUGAAUGGUUACAUCUACUCUCGCGUGAAAUGCUCAAUCCACAGUAUGGUCUCUUUCAGUACAGUCGUGAUGAUCACUAUACAUUGCAGAUAAAUCCCGAUUCUGGUGUGAAUCCUGAUCAUUUAUCAUAUUUUCAUUUUGUCGGUCGUAUUCUGGGCAUUGCGGUAUUUCAUGGUCAUUGUUUGGAUGGCGGCUUUACGACACCGUUCUAUAAACAAUUGCUCAAUAAACCCAUUACUUUAAGUGAUAUAGAGGGUGUUGAUCCGGAACUACAUAGAAGUUUAACAUGGAUGUUAGAAAACAAUAUAACAAAUGUUAUAGAAUCUACAUUUAGUGUAGAAAAUAAUAGUUUUGGUGCUUUAGUUGUACAUGAACUUAAACCAUCGGGCGCUUCCAUACCAGUAACAGAGGAUAAUAAACGUGAAUAUGUUAAGCUAUAUGUUAAUUAUAGAUUUAUGCGGGGUAUUGAACAACAAUUUUUAGCAUUACAAAAAGGCUUUUGUGAAUUGAUACCAAGUCAUUUAUUGAGACCAUUUGAUGAACGCGAAUUGGAAUUGGUUAUUGGCGGUAUAUCCAGUAUUGAUGUCAACGAUUGGCGCAACAAUACGAGACUGAAACAUUGUACACCGGAAACCCAACAAGUUAUAUGGUUUUGGCAGGUGGUGGAAUCCUAUUCUUCGGAAAUGCGUGCUAGACUUUUACAAUUUGUUACCGGUUCUUCGCGUGUUCCUUUACAAGGUUUUCGUGCUUUACAGGGUUCUACUGGCGCAGUCGGACCACGACUUUUUACUAUACACUUGACACAAGAUGUACCCACACAAAAUCUACCCAAAGCUCAUACAUGUUUCAAUCGUAUAGAUUUGCCACCCUAUGACAGUUAUCAACUGCUGUAUGAUAAACUUACACAAGCUGUAGAAGAAACUUGUGGUUUUGCCGUGGAAUAAUUGAAAGUUUUUUGAAUAGAUUUGCAAACAUAAAGAUAAAUGUGAUGAAAGUAUAUACUUAUACAUAUAAUAAAUAUUAAAAUAAAAUUAUCUUAAUAAUAAAAAAAAAAA